Molecule: messenger RNA, 1275 nt
Organism: Tyto alba (common barn owl)
Lineage: Eukaryota; Metazoa; Chordata; Aves; Strigiformes; Tytonidae
Gene: SPATA2L
Product: spermatogenesis associated 2 like
Exons: 2
Coding region: 86-1183 (365 amino acids)
Cellular component (GO): cytoplasm
Source: RefSeq, a predicted model, not a curated record
GCUGCACCCACGGGGGAACCUGCGGGGGCUGAGGGCGCUGCACCCCCGGGGGAUCUGCGGGGGCUGAGGGCGCUGCACCCCCGGGAUGUGCGCGGGCUCGUUGCUGCGGCAGGAGGAGCGCGGGCAGCGGGACCGGCAGCGGUACCGGCGCUGCCUGGAGCGGGAGUUCCGCCGGGGCCGCGCCGGGCCCUGCCCCGAUCCGUCCCUCGGGGAGCGGCUGCGGCGGGAACCGGCGGCGCUGGCGGCCCUGCAGGAAGACGCCCCGCUUCUGCUAGCCCGAGGGCUACGGGACCGCCCGGACCCGGCGCUGGGGCUGCGGGAGCUGGCCGCUGCCUUCCGGCUGCUGGAGCUGGCGGCCGUCAACCUCUACCUCUUCCCCUGGCGCAAGGAGUUCGGCACCGUCCCGACCUUCACCGGCGCCUACGUGCACUCGCUGCGGCCGGCGCUCCCCGAAGCCGACUUGCUGCGGAGUUUCGGCCGCUUGGGCUACGAACGGCGCGACCGGCACCUCCUGGUCCUUUCCCGGCCUCCCCCCGGCCCCGAGCUGCUCGCCGCCGCCUGCGGUUUUUACGCCUGUCGCUUGGAGUGCGAGAUCCUGGGGGAGGUGGUGCUGCGGCUGCGCCCGCGCCGGCUGCGCCCCGACGAGCUGCUGGAAGCUCGCCGGCUCGCCGGGGACGUGGAGGCUUGCGUGGAGAUGUUGAGGCGGUCGGCGGGUGCCGGCGCGGAUCUCUACCGGGAGACGCCAACCAUGCCGGAGGAAAACAGCGGAGAGGACGCAGCUCCCCCGGCUGAGCCCGCGAGGGGCUGGGAACGCCGCGGCGACGGCGAGCGGCAGCCGGUGGGCAACCCCGACCCGGACCCCUCGUGCCCGGAGCAGGAGCUCGGCGCGGCCGGCAGCCCGCUCCCCGCCCUGGGGAGCGGGAACCCCCAAGCGCCGGGGGAACCCCCAGAAGCUCCGGAGCUGCCUUGCUACCAGCUGCACUCCUGCCUGCGCCGGGGCGCGCUGCCCUCCUACUGCUGCACCACCUGCCAGCAGCUCCACGCCGACGCCUGCGCGGCCGGGCAGGCCUGCCGCACCCACCACCGCGGGCAGGAGCUGCGCAGCGAGAGGCAGCAGCGGCUCUGGCUGCAGCGGACGGAGGUGGACAUGCUGCUGGCCGACAGCUCCAGUCUCUGGUCCUAAAAAGGGCUUUGGGGGGGGACACACACACCCCCCAGGCGCUCCCGCUCGGUCCCGCUGCUGUAACCGGCUCAGUAAAGCGCGGCUGCCUCGCA